This is a messenger RNA of Canariomyces notabilis, 192 nucleotides long. RefSeq lists its product as uncharacterized. Bases 1 to 192 code for a protein of 63 amino acids. The transcript has a single exon. The record is from RefSeq and is a predicted model, not a curated record. NCBI's taxonomy places the organism in Eukaryota, Fungi, Ascomycota, Sordariomycetes, Sordariales, Chaetomiaceae.
AUGCUAUGCAGCUCGACGUACAAUUACAAAGUCUACAGCGUCGUCAAGCCGCUGGUGGUGCUGGCGGGUCCAAUUGCCCCCUGGUUCGGACAACCUGGAGCCGGGGUGCAGUACAUGCUGCCACGAAAUAUUUCGGCCCUUAUUGCUGAGGGCGUUCUCAGGCGAGAGGACCCCUCGGUGCUGGUUCCUUGA